This is a messenger RNA of Panicum virgatum (switchgrass), 982 nucleotides long. RefSeq lists its product as uncharacterized. Gene Ontology annotation, cellular component: SCF ubiquitin ligase complex. Gene Ontology annotation, biological process: protein polyubiquitination; SCF-dependent proteasomal ubiquitin-dependent protein catabolic process. The transcript has 3 exons. Gene Ontology annotation, molecular function: protein binding. Lineage: Eukaryota; Viridiplantae; Streptophyta; Magnoliopsida; Poales; Poaceae. The record is from RefSeq and is a predicted model, not a curated record. The coding region runs from base 86 to 604 and encodes 172 amino acids.
AGGUGAGAGACAAGCUCAAGUUACCCAAGCUAAGCUUAAUUGCGGUUAGCUGCCUCGCACUGGUAAGAGGGAUCGAUCGCUCGAAAUGGAGCUCUCACCGGCGCCGAAGGGGAGGUGGGCCGACCUCCCCGAGGACAUCGCCCUCGCCCUCGCCUCCCGCCUCCAGGAGGCCGACGUGUGCGCGCUCGGCGGCUGCUCCCGCUCCUGGCGCGCCGCCUGCGACGCCGACUGCGUCUGGGAGCGCCUCUUCCGCUGCCGCUGGCCGGCCGCCGCGGCGGAAGCGGCAGCAGCAUCCCGUGUGCAGGGAUGGAAAGCUCUCUACAUCAACCAACACAGAAGAAUGGGUGUUGCAAUAUCCAAUGUGGUUGAAUUUGUGGGGAGCAGCUUAAAUAACGGGUGGCUUGAAUCUGAAUGUUAUUUGAAAGCUAUUGCUGAUCUGGCGUUGACGGCUGAUAUAGGAUUUCUCGAUGUCCAGUUUUUUUUGUUUUCAAGGAAUCAUAGUGCAAUAAUAAACCUCAUUGGAUUGCACUACUCAAUUGCAUCUUUGCAUGUUCCGGUGAGUAAAGCAUUGCUGGUGAUUUUGCUGCAUUUCUCUUAUGGCUAAACGGGCUUCAUAUUGAAAGAACUCUACACUGCUUCAUUUCUAUAUUGCUAAAGCCACUAUUUUUCAUUGCUUUACUCCAAACCUUGUAUAGGCAGAUUUAUAAUUGCGAUGUUAGAAAACUGUUUUGGCCCCAAACUUGAUCUUAUAUCUUCUACAGAAGUCAGAAAUAGCUACACUGUGCUCAAGCUUAAUUCUGGCAACUUCUAUGUUUUUUUCUUUGAAGCAGUCAUGUCUUGAUUGGCUGUUUUGCAUAUCAUAAGUCCGUAAGAGUUAUUAGUAGUAACUUUUUAUAGGCAUCACAUAUUUUCUCUAUUUUAUCAUUUACCACUAUAUGCCUGAUGUGCAAUGUAUCACCUAUCAUAAAUCAAAGUAUCAUAA